Molecule: messenger RNA, 5944 nt
Organism: Archocentrus centrarchus (flier cichlid)
Lineage: Eukaryota; Metazoa; Chordata; Actinopteri; Cichliformes; Cichlidae
Product: interferon-induced very large GTPase 1-like
Exons: 6
Coding region: 207-5264 (1685 amino acids)
Molecular function (GO): GTP binding; protein binding
Source: RefSeq, a predicted model, not a curated record
GCCGAGAGAGAAUGUACUUUCUUAGCAAUCCAGUACUGCUUGUGCUGUUUCAUAGGAAUAAACUCUUGGAUGAACAAAUUGGGGUUGCCUGAUUUUCUGACACGGAAAUUCUGUCUUACAAAGAUUUUUAAAGCCAUACAGGCUGGGCAAUUACUGUGAAAUCUUCAGCUUGAGACUCACCUUGACUAAUCUGGAUCACGUGUGGGAUGACUGAGAGUGGAUUCACAAUGGACAAUUCAGAGGAGGAAGAGGAGUUCCACGAUGCUGUGGAUAGCUUUUUUGAGCCUCACUGUGAGGAAGAAGAUUCUCUGACACAGUCUGACCAGCCCAGCCGUCCUGUGCAGAUUACUGUAACUGAGUUAUGCAGUGAGUCAGUGUCUCUGCAGUGGGACACUCCUGCUGGUGAAGUGGAGAGCUACAUUGUGACUUGCUGGAAUGAUGGGAAAACUUUGCAAGAGCUGGCAACAGACACAAACAGUCUCACCUUCAGCAGCCUGGAGCCAGGGGUGUGUUACUCCUUUUAUGUUUCAGCACAACUGAAAAAUGGAAGAAAAAGCAAGCCAGCAGUAACAUCUGUCAAAACAAAAACAUACUUGGAAAGCUUUUUGAAGGAUCUUGGCUUGGACGAGCACUACACAGUGAAGUUGUCACUCAGCAAAAUACUUGAAAUUGAUGAGAAGACCAUCACAGAUGAUCCUGCCAAGUGUAAAUCAGAUCUUUCAUGGUAUUUUUUAAAGAAACUGAUGAUGGGUAAUGUGACAGCUAGGAAUGUGAAAUAUAUAUCUCUUUGUGAGUCAAACUGUGAUGAUGCAUCAGGCAGUACAGAGUUAAAUCUUAAAAAUCUCUUCAGUAGUCCAAACACAGGUGUUCUGCUAAAUCCACUUGACAUAGUUGCUGCUCUCUUUCUGUGUUCUGAUGGUUUUCUACAGCAGGAAAUGGCACUAAAAAUGUCCAUGUGUCAGUUCUCUGUUCCUCUGCUGCUUCCCAACUGUGACACAAAACAGUGCACACUCAUGCUGUGGGCCAUGAGAGAAAUUGUUAAAAAGUACAGACCUCAGUCUCUUUCAGAUUCCAAGGGAUUCAUUGAGGAAAGAAUUGUUCUCUCUGAACUUCCUAUGGUCUCUUUUGUCAGACUGGGUGAGUGCUCCUUGUCCAAAUCAGAAAUUCUCAAUAAGCUUCUGAGCAACUCUCAGCAGUACCAUGACAGCUUUGUGCACCGCAACAUGGAGUGUGGUGACAGUCCAAGAAGAAUAUCCAACGGAAUGACUGAAAUUUCUUGGUAUCUUCCUUGUGGAAACACAAACAUCGAUGUUUUCAGUCAGCCAGUUGCUGUAGCUAACCUUCGUGGGGACAUUACUUCAUCUGAAACACAAUACUCCUUUUUGUGUCAGACAUCUGCAGCAGUUUUUGUGUUCUUUGACCAUUUGAACUCCGAGUGCAAUCUACUUGCCAACCAACACCACAAGGCACAGAUCUUCUUGGUUGGUAACUAUGAGAACAAGAGCUUCACUUUAGAUACUUUAGAAACAGUAGCAACCAAGUUGGGCUUGACUAACAACAACAUCAUUAUUAAGACAAAAACAAAAAAUGAUGCAGACUUUGUCAAAAGUUUGAGAAAAACAGUCAGAGAUGUAGUUGAGAACUCAAAGAUGAAGAUGAAAAUAGAGCAGAUGGUGGACAUUGCCCAUGAACUGGGAAUCCUGGUAGAUGAAGACUCUCCAGAGUGCCAGAGUGCAAAGAAAAAUGCAGAAGCCAUCACUGCAGAAAUUCAAGACAUCCUUAAAUACAAAGAAGAUCAGCUGCCAAGGCAAGGCCAAAUAUGGAAAGAACUGACCUGCUUAGAAAAAGAAGAAUUUCGGUUUCGAAAAGUUGGAUGUGAAAACAUUGAAGAUUACAAAAGUGAACUUCAGGUACAGAAGGAAGAACUGCGUAAAAAGCAGAACUCUUAUGACAUGUCCACAGCUAUGACAUGCUUCAUCAAUGCAAUAUCAAACCCAGGAACAGAGAGGUUUUAUUUCCUGAAAUGGAUGCGAAUGAACCUCGAUAACGUGUCUCGCAUAAAACUGUCUGAACUUCGUGAGAAAUAUAAAGAAAAAUGCAAGAACUCUGAGAACAAAGAGGAGAUCAAAGAAAUUGACAAACAACUUUCCAACAGCUCUCUGGGGACUGAACACUUCUUCCGUGAAAUGGGUCAGAUCUAUGAAGCCUCACUGUCCCUUUCACAAACAGACCCAUCACGUCAACAGUUGCAGCAUCUGCCCAAACUGUGUGCAGAGUUGUUGCUCAGUGGAUUUCCCGUUGAGCUUGUAGAUGGAGAUGCAUCCAACAUCCCUCUCAGAUGGGUGAGUGAUGUUCUCUCUGAGCUCAGUGACUUGGUGUCUCCAAACAGAAAGAUACUGGUGGUCACAGUUCUUGGAGUUCAGAGCACAGGAAAGUCCACUCUCCUUAACACCAUGUUUGGAGUGCAGUUUGCAGUCAGCAGUGGUCGAUGUACUCGAGGUGCCUUCAUGCUGCUCAUAAAAAUCAAUGAAGACAUCAAAAAAGUCCUAAACUGUGACUUCAUGGUGAUCAUUGACACUGAGGGCUUAAAGUCACCAGAACUCGCACAACUGGACAACAGCCAUGAGCACGACAAUGAGCUCGCUACACUUGUUGUUGGUCUGAGUGAUGUCACCAUUGUCAAUAUUGCAAUGGAGAAUUCAGCUGAAAUGAAGGACAUCCUACAAAUAGUUGUUCAUGCUUUUCUAAGGAUGAAGGAAGUGGGAAAAAAGCCUAAAUGUCAGUUUGUUCAUCAGAAUGUGUCGGAUGUUUCAGCCCAUGAGAAGAACUUACGAGACAGGAAACUGCUCCUGGAACAGUUAAAUGAGAUGACCCAGGCAGCAGCCAAAAUGGAAAAGAAAGAGGAGAACAAGAGCUUCACUGAUGUGAUGGAGUACAGUCCAGACACUGGGAACUGGUACAUUCCUGGACUCUGGAAUGGAAACCCACCAAUGGCACCAGUCAAUGCAGGAUACAGUGAGGCUGUAUAUGAGCUCAAGAAAAACAUCAUCCAACUACUGAGAAACUGUGAGUCAUCUGCUAAUGAGAUCUUGGAGUUUAAAGAGUGGAUGAAGAGUCUGUGGAAUGCAGUAAAGCACGAAAACUUCAUCUUCAGCUUCAGAAACAGCCUAGUAGCUGAUGCAUACAUGAGGCUCUGCAUAGAAUUCAACAAAUGGGAGUGGGAAUUCAAAAAAGAAAUGCACACCUGGGUAACAAAUGCAGAAACAAGAAUUUCCAAUUUUGGUACAGUUGCUGCAAAAUCUGAAUCUUCUGACAUGAAAGAAUUUCUCACCUGUUUGAAAAGUGAAGCCUCCAUAAAGCUGUCUACAUGGGAGACAAAGCUUCUAAAAAAUCUGGCACAGUAUUUCAGGCAAACAGAGGGUCACGUGUAUCUGGUUGAAGGAUUCAAAGAACAAUUCUCAAACAGUGCAAAGAGCCUUCGAAAAGAAAUGGAGAGAUCUGUUUAUAAUCAGCUCACAGCAACAACAGAAAUCAGAGAAGGGAUGACAGAACUUGAAAAAAUCAAGAAGAAUCACACAAAAGAGAUCGAAAAAGCAGUUUGUGCACUAAUUGAUCAGUGUCGGAAAAAGAAUGUCCAGAUGAGUGACAAAAAGCUAGAUAAUGAGUUUGAUAAGAUGUGGAGUGAAACAUUGGAGAAACUUUCUUUUUCUAAACAAAAGACCACAAAUGUCUUCACCAGCAUCUCUCACUCCCUGAGAACAAAUCUGUCACACAGAGGGAGUCGUGCAUGUGAACUAUUAAGUCAAAAACGUCUGCAAGAUUGUGGAAAAGAACCUUUCAAAAUUACUGCUGAAGGACUCAACAAAAUUACACACAAAUUUUGUAAGAUAUUCAACAUUCAAGAUCACAUUAUGGCUGCACAAAAACUAUCUGACAGCAUCAUAGAUCCUUGCACUCUAUUUGUGAGUGAAAAAGUGAAAAGAAAAAACAAUUACUGUGACACUUACAUCCAGGAAGUCCUACACAUCAUUGAUGAGAAGCUGCAGAACAAUAAAGAUGUUCAGACUGACAUCGAGUUUGAAGUGUCUCUAAAACAGCACAUCUGUGGAUUUGCAGCCAGAGAGUUUCAGAAAAUGCACGAAGAUUUCAUUCAAGCAAAUGAUCCCUACAGAUGUCUGAUGAAAAACAAGGAAAGGUUUUGUGAUGAUUUCAAAGAUGUGUUCCAAGAACGAGACCAGUGUCAGAAGAAGGCAGAAGAAUUCACCAACCAGUGCUUGAAGCCUGCUGUUGAAGACUUUAUCAAUCGUUCCCUGGGUCUUAAUAUCAUUGAUGAAAUGCUGACAUGUGAACAGUUCAGCACACGAAUGUCCUUCCAGUAUUCAGUUUUACUGGAUUUGCUUUCAAAGGAUGUUUUUGAAAACUAUGUGAGCUAUACUUGCUCAUAUGAGAAGUAUGUAAAAACAUGGAUACUCAACCAAAUACUGGAGCGUUUCUCAACUGUGUCGACAAUAUCUGAGUUUGAGAACCGACAUCUCCAGUCAUGUAUCAGGAAUAUAAAUGCUGCCAUCAAGAAGGCCAAAACAGGAAAACGCGAUGACUUGAAGACAUUUGUUGAAGAUAUUUGCAAAGAACUUGGUGAUAAACUGGUUAUUUCCCAGGAUGCUCUUGGUCCUUUCAUGAUCCUGAACAAUGCUGACAAGGAAGAGUUUUCUCACUGGCUCACAGCGUCUGUGAAUGACAUGGCAGAAAAUCUUAGAAAAGCGUUUCAAUCACUGGGCUUUGAAAAGAAACUACAUCAUCUCCAUAUGCAGCCCCAGAAUGAGCUAUUUAACAGACUGAUAGGGUGUGGAAAACAGUGUCCAUUCUGCAAAGCUCCCUGUGAUGCAGGAGGAGGAGCCCAUACUGAGCACUUUGCCUUACUGCAUAGACCAGAGGGUCUGGGUAGAUACAGGUGGGACAAAACAGAUAAACUUGUCACUGACAUAUGCUCUUCUCUCGUGAUCAGUGACAGCCGUUUUCGCUGCAGUGCUACAAAUGGUCAAUGGCACCCUCACAAGAAUUACAAGGAAAUUUACCCAGACUGGAAAAUCCCUCCAGAUGUGAGCCUUGAGGGAUCAGACUACUGGAAAUAUGUGAUGGCAAACUACAACACGGACUUUGCCAAAGAAUAUGACGCAGCACCAGCUGUAAUUCCCAUAACCUGGAAAAUUAUCAACUACCAGCAGGCCAAACAAAGCCUGAAAGAGUCCUUUAGCAUCAUGUGAGAUGAACAAUCCUUAAUGUAAACUGAAGACAAGAUAUGCAAACACAUAUAUAUCCUGGUCUUUUGGUAAUUUGAUUUCAUGUCAUUUUAUUGUUUUUGACAGAAGUUCCAAAAGAAGGCAAUGUCAAAAAUAUUAUAAGUAGACCUCGAUAUUACUUUUUGUUGGAAAAUCACUUUAUUUAGUCCUCUUUGAACAAUUUAUAUUAAAAUGCAUUAAGUCUAUGUUUAUGUGGACCUUUAAAAAAAACCCGAUGCUUUCAGUUAAAUAUUUUUACUUUGAUUAAAUCUGACUUUGACUUUGUGCGCGUGAGAGAAAGACUGGUUCAUGUCUUUCGAUUGCCACUUAAAAAGACUGUGUGGCAUUCAUCAAUGCAACGUUGUUUUUAAUAAGUCAUAUGAAUUAACAGCUUUUAUUGGUUAUUUUCUUUUUUCUUUUGUUUGUAUGAAGUAUCUGAUGUCAAAUAUUUACACUAAAAUUGUUUUCAAGAACUAAAUUUGUCAUUAGAGAGAUGAAAGUUUUUGUAUCUGAGUGUAUGCUUGAUUUAUUUUCCCUGACAAAGUCUGCUAUUUGUGAAGCAUCUGACGUUGAAUGAUUGCAUUUAUAUUGCAUGUGGAACUGUAAUUGAUUAACAAAUUUAGUUGACUGUGUUAUUGUCCACAUAAUGGAUUUAUUUCUUCUAU